AUGCAUGACGUCGUGCGUACGACCUCCGUAGGCUCGACGACCUCGUCGGGGUACAACAGUUCUGUGAUCUCAUAUGCGAAUGGGCCUUCGCAGCUCGACCGCAACCCGUCCGUGGCAACAACGGUGUCAAUCUCAUCGUUGUAUGCCAGCAGCACUGGCAGCCCGAACCUGUACUCUGGUUCGUCUGCAGCCACCACGGUCGACCGUGGUAACUCUUUCCAGUCGCACACAUCCAAAGCCUCCGAAACAUGGACGCAGCCAGGACCCAGUUACGAACACUCACCUGCACCGUCGCACAGCUACCUUCAAGCGCAGACCCCGACGCCUGGACAGAUCUCCCGCACGUCGUCUGCGCAGGGUCCUGUGGGGUCCUCCAGCCGGUCAUGGAAGGACAACGAUGUCAUACGGACCCUGCAGGACAUCAAACGCCCUCUGGAGUUGGCUGGAGACUGGCAUGAUGAGGAGGAGGACGACUUCUUCGAUGAGGACCAGUCAGAGGAGGGUGACGAUAGGUUCUUCAAUCCCUCGUUGCUAAGCCAUAUCGCUGUACGACUGCGCGACAAAGUGCCUAGAGGCACGCAUGUCAAGGGAAGCAUACCGUACCCUCGGGCGUUCACCGGCAAAGACAUCGUGUCCACCAUCCAGUCGCAUAUACAACGUGAACUGCUGAUCACACAUGGCAUCUCCACCAACGAUCGGCGGGCAGCAUUGCAGGUCGCGCGCAGCUUGCAGAACCAGCUCUUCUUCUAUGAAGUCGAGUGGGGAGGGCGUGUCCUGCAAGAUGGCGUCGAGGACGUGUACAUGUUCCUGGAUGAUCAAGAGGGUGCUUCUGAUACACGCGUCGAGCGGGAGGAACUGCCGACCGCAGUCAUUACACUGCUGACGCGGUGCUAUGCCCCGAGCUGCUACGACGAAACCCCCUGUUACUCCUUCGCAUGUCCAAAAAGGAACAAGAGCCUGGUCCUGGCCACUCCGACGGAGAAGGAGGUUGAGGAGGAGAAGGACGACUCUUGGUCAAGGACUGUUCCACCUGAGGUGUUGCGAACCUUGCCCGAGAGCGAGAUCAACCGGCAAACCAUCAUACACAAGGUCAUCAACAAGGAGAAGCAGUAUCUUCGGGACCUUGACAUUGUGGAAUCGUUGUUUAUUCGCCCUCUGCGCUCCGCAAACCCGCCGGUAAUCAGGCUGAGCGAGGUCGAGGAGUUCAUCGAGGAAGUGUUUGGCAACAUUCUGGACCUCCGGGAAUGCAACCGCAGACUACUAGAGGUUCUGAAUGUUCGACAACGCGAACAGGCCCCCAUCAUACAGGGCGUUGGAGACAUCUUCCUCGACGCGGCCACCGAGUUCCGUUUGGCGUAUCCCAUCUACGUGGGCCACCUUCCGGUGGCAGAGAAAAGGGUGAAGGACGAGAGCGAAAAAAAUGCCGAGUUCCGGCGCUUCCUUGAGCAAGCGGCUCGGCAUCCUGAUGCUCAUCGCCUCGACCUCAAACACUUCCUUAAUCGGCCCUCGGAGCAUCUGCAGAAGUAUCCGGUCCUUUUGGAGGCCAUCUGCAAUGAGACCACGGUCGGCAACCCGGAUGAGGAUUUCUUGAAAGAGGCGAUAGAAGCCAUCAGAAAGCUGCAGACCGUAGCCCAGCUAUGGACAUGGCAGUCCGCUAUGGGUAAGGGGGCGACGGGGAAACUCGAAUGGCACAACCUCGUAUCCGAGGAGUUCAGGAAGAGUCUUCCGAAGAAGGAGGCUAAGCGGCAGUCCAUCAUCUUCGAGCUGAUCAAGGGUGAGAUGGAAUACGUGAAGGAUCUCGAGAACAUCGACUUGAUGUAUGUGACUCCGCUGCGCGAAAUGGAUCCACCCAUCGUCCCUCGCGAUCGGCUCGAACAGUUUCUUCGCGAAGUGUUCCAUAACUUUGACGAACUGCACGCUCAUCAUCGGAAGAUGCUGAACUCUUUCCAUGAGAUUCAACGUGAAGAGCACCCGGUCAUACGCAGUGUCACAGCAGCUGUCUACGAUGCCGUCCUCAACUUCCGCGAGGCUUACUUGGAAUACAUUCCGAAUUAUCCUAUCGCGGCGUAUCGUAUCGACGAUGAAAUGGCCAACAACGCGCAAUUCCAGACAUUCGUUGAUCAAUGUACGCGGCAUCCUGACGCUCGGAAGCUUGACAUGAAGGCCUUCAUCAAUCGACCCAUCCCAAGGUUGCUCCGGUACGAGCUACUGUUGAGGAGCAUUCUCGAUGAAACCCCUGAAGGACAUGAAGAUCGCGACACCAUUCCGCAGGUCCUCGAGUUGAUCAAAGCCCUGGGAAAGGAUUCGGAACCUGGCGUCGUCUCGGCAAAGCAGAAGGUCGAAGUAUGGCGUUACAACUCCAACCUCGUCUUCAAGCCUGGGGAAGCCAUUGAUAUGGACCUACUCAAUGAGAAUCGCUCCCUAAUGCACACAGGCAAGUUCCUCCGACAACCCGACACUGGAUUUGAAUGGAGUGGAUGGACUGAGUUGUUCGUCUUGCUGUUCGACAACUACUUGGUCAUGACGAAGCCGAAGGAGAAGGAUGGCAUCACACGCUAUCAUGUCUACCGAAGACCGAUACCCCUGGACCUCCUCACACUGGCUAACUUCACAGACCCACCGACCCAGCGUAGCGGUGGUAUCCUCCGUCUCGGUGGAUUGAAUAGCCGCGUAGAGCGGAACCCCGAUGGCCCUCCUCCGGGAGCCAACGGCACCCCAGACAGCGCGACAGAUUCUCGUAUGGUCUAUCCCUGCACCAUUCACCACACUGGUCGGCUAGGUGGACUGUAUACCGUGUUUGCUGAGUCCGUACAGGUCCGCAACGAAUGGAAGCAGAAGUUGGAGGAGGCCAUUGGGCUGCGGAAAGUUGUACAAGAAUCGAACAAGGUCUUCGAGGUGGAGACCCUCAGUUCGGACACGUUCUUUGUCCCUGCGGUGGUGCCUGGCGGUGGAAGUGCUGCUUAUAAUCAUGAGAAUGCAUUCACGGGCAAGGUUACUUGCUCAGUGCCAUUCACUACUGCAGACGGUAGAGGUCUUGUUGCCGUUGGAUGCGCAGAAGGGGUUUGGAUUGGUUUCCGACAUGACUCGAGGUCGAUGCGUCGUGUACUUCAUUUGAAGAUGGUGACUCAGUGCGCCAUGCUCGAGGACUUCGGCAUCUUCCUCGUCCUCGCAGACAAGUCACUGUUCGCAUAUCACAUCGAGGCUCUUGUACCGUCUUCUCCUCAGAGCGUCAAUACCUCGCAGACUCCGCAGAAGUUGAGCGGGAACAAGGAUGUCCACUUCUUCAGCGUAGGCAACCUGAAUGGCCGUACGCUCGUCAUCUACAUGAAGAAGAAAGGAUUGGACAGCGUUUUCCGAGUAUUGGAGCCUGUAGUGGGUAAGAUUAACGAGAGAGCGGAGGCUCCGCGCACGUUCGGCUCCCGUCUUGGUCUUCGGUCGCAACGCUCUGAAUGGUUCAGAGUCUACAGGGACUUCUUCUUGCCAUCUGAGUCCUUCGACCUCAUCUUCUUGAAGGCGCGGAUUGUCAUCCUUUGCACGAAGGGCUUCGAGAUCAUGGAUCUCACCGACUUCAAGAGUGUCACGAUCCCUCAACGAGACGACCCUCGACUGGAGAAAUUGGCCAAACGAUGCGAGUCAUGUCGACCAAUGGGUAUGUUCCGCACCAACCAAGACGAGUUCCUGCUGUGCUACGAUGAGUUCGGCCUGUAUGUGGAUCGUCACGGUGAUCCCAGCCGGGGUAUGGGGACGAUUGAAUGGGAAGGCACAGCAGAACAUGUCGCAUGGCAUCCACCAUACGUUCUACUAUUCGACACUCGGUUCAUCGAGAUCAGACACGUCGAGACUGGUCGUCUCGCGCAAAUCAUCCCCGGAAACGACGUGCGCUGCAUUUGGGAUGGACGGGGGACUGCCAACGUUCCUACGUCGACGGUGCCUGGUCCAGAUGGAUGGACGGAGGGUAUCUCGCAGGAGCCGCGCGUCCAUGGUGUAAUGAACGCCGACAACGGUCUGCAGCCGAGCGGGCCUCGGGGGGCCCGCCCCAUCGCACAGCACGUAUUCGAGCUCAUACCCACGAUUCCUCUCUAUCUGCCGGGUUCUCUGUCGUCUCCAUCUCAUGCUACGCAGUUCGCGCAGAGCAAUUCGCCGCCGCACUCACCACGUCUCAAUCCUUCACUAUCUUUCCGGUAA
Messenger RNA from Rhodofomes roseus, 4185 nucleotides. RefSeq names its product Dbl-like domain-containing protein. The record is from RefSeq and is a predicted model, not a curated record. The transcript has 20 exons. Gene Ontology annotation, biological process: intracellular signal transduction. Bases 1 to 4185 code for a protein of 1394 amino acids. Lineage: Eukaryota; Fungi; Basidiomycota; Agaricomycetes; Polyporales; Fomitopsidaceae. Gene Ontology annotation, molecular function: guanyl-nucleotide exchange factor activity.